Molecule: messenger RNA, 4048 nt
Organism: Scatophagus argus
Lineage: Eukaryota; Metazoa; Chordata; Actinopteri; Scatophagidae
Gene: polg
Product: polymerase (DNA directed), gamma
Exons: 23
Coding region: 152-3712 (1186 amino acids)
Biological process (GO): mitochondrial DNA replication
Cellular component (GO): gamma DNA polymerase complex; mitochondrion
Molecular function (GO): 3'-5' exonuclease activity; DNA-directed DNA polymerase activity; DNA binding
Source: RefSeq, a predicted model, not a curated record
CAGUCAUCCGUGCCACUUGGGGUCGCUAACGCUGCGUCUUGCUUCGGCCCCACAACCUCGUGGGUAGGCGUGUAGAAGUAACCACUGCAUUGACCGUGGAGCAGUUUGGUUAUUUGACGCUGUACCUGAGAACACAGCUCCUCAUGAGGUGAUGCUGCAUGUGCUGCGCUGUCCUCUGCAAAGGGCUGUCAUCUCUCCACUAUGGACCAGUCUGCGCUGCUUCUACUCCACCGAGCCUCGCUCCCUUCAGGGACAGGACUCCACAGAGACCCGCCUGAACCCCCUUAACAUUCAGAUGCUAUCAAGCAACCUCCACAAGCAGAUCUUUCGAGGGCUGGAACCAGAGUACAGAGAGGAGGAUGUGGAGCGCAGCAUGAGGCACCUGCAGAAACACCAGCUGUGGGGGAAGGAGACUUCCCUGUUGCCUGAUGUGGAGCUGAAGCUUCCCAAAAUGUAUGGCCGAAACAUUGAUGAGCACUUUCGUAUCUUGGCUCAGAAGCAGACUCUGCCCUACCUUGAAGCUGCCAACAAGCUGCAGGCUAAGCUUCCUCCCAUGCCACAGGAAUGGAACUGGGAGGUUGGCUGGACACGCUAUGGCCCCAGUGGGCAGAUUCAAAAGGUCGAUUUUCCAGAAGAGUCAGCGCUGGUGUUUGAUGUGGAGGUGUGCAUGAUGGAGGGACAAUGUCCUACAUUAGCCGUUGCUGUGUCUUCCACUAACUGGUAUUCUUGGUGCAGUAGGCGUCUGAUUGAAGAGCGCUACUCCUGGUCAAACCAGCUGUCCCUAGCUGACCUUAUCCCACUGGAGACAUCCAUCAACUCUGUCCGCACACCAGGCGGUCAGUGGAAGGAGAGACUCAUCGUGGGACAUAAUGUCAGUUUUGACCGAGCCUACAUUAAAGAGCAAUACUUACUGAAGGGUUCUAAGAUGCGCUUUAUGGAUACCAUGAGCCUUCACAUGGCCAUCUCAGGGCUGACUGGGUUCCAGCGCACAUUGUGGAUGGCCAGCAAGCUGGGUAAAAGGAGGGGUCUUCAGGAGGUCAAGGAGCACAUAAAGAAAGCUGGACAGAAAAAAGAGGGUCCGAAGAUUGGCUCUUGGGACUGGGUGAAUAUGAGCAGCAUUAACAACCUGGCUGAUGUCCAUGCUCUAUAUGUGGGAGGGCCGCCACUGCAGAAAGAAGCCAGAGAGACCUUUGUGAAGGGCAGCAUGGUGGAUGUCAGGAACAACUUCCAGGAGUUAAUGCAGUAUUGCGCCAUGGAUGUUGAGGCUACACAUCAAGUCUUCACAGAACAGCUACCCCUUUUCAUGAAGAGGUGUCCUCAUCCAGUGACUUUAGCAGGAAUGCUGGAGAUGGGUGUGAGCUACCUUCCUGUCAAUCAGAACUGGGGCCGUUACCUGCAAGAUUCUCAGGACAUUUACGAAGAGCUCCAGCGAGAGAUGAAGAAGUCACUGAUGACUCUAGCGGAUGGCGCCUGCCAGCUGCUGCAGGAUGACAGGUACAAAGAAGACCCCUGGCUUUGGGAUCUUGAGUGGGAUGUGCAGGAGUUCAAGCAGAAGAAAGUGCCAGCCAGCAAAAAGAAAAAAGCAGCUGAAACACAAGUAGCUACUCCUCUUCCAGACUGGGAGGAAGACCCAGGUCCACCCUCUGAAGAGGAGAUGGCCAGCCCUUUCCCUGGCAGGCUGGCUGUAGAGAAGCUGAAGGAAACAGUCAAUCUGCUUCCUAAGAGAAGGCAACAUCUGCCUGGACAUCCAGGGUGGUAUCGUAAGCUGUGUGAGAAGAUGUCUGGGGAUGACAGCUGGUCCCCCGGAGCCAGCCUCAUCAGUCUACAGAUGAGGGUGACUCCUAAGCUCAUGGGUCUGACGUGGGAUGGUUUCCCCCUGCACUACACAGAGAAACAUGGGUGGGGCUACCUGGUACCAGGACGAAGAGAUAACCUGGUAUCUCAGGAGGAAAAUCCAGGGCCUGUUUGCCCACACAAAGCUAUUGAAAGAGUUUACAAAGAGCAUUGUGAGCAGAACAGCAAAGAGCUGCUUAAAUGUCUGGACGGCAGCCUUUCUGAUGACAUCAUGUGGAUGGACAGCACAGUGUGGUCAAAGGCGGAGGAGUUGGAUUCUGCAGAAAGACUGACCGAGGAAAAUGGAGUCAGAAUGAUGAAAAAUGGGGCCAAUUAUCCACAUUACGUCGCAGAGGAGAGUCAGUGCCAUUAUCACCACGGAAACGGCCCCUAUAAUGAUGUAGAUAUCCCAGGGUGCUGGUUCUUCAAAUUGCCUCACAAGGAUGGUAAUCACAACAAUGUCGGAAGUCCUUUUUCAAAAGACUUCCUGGCUAAGAUGGAAGAUGGUACUCUCAGGGCAGGACGUGGUGGAACCAAUGCCACACGAGCGCUGGAGAUCAACAAGAUGAUAUCCUUCUGGAGGAAUGCCCAUAAACGCAUAAGCUCUCAGAUGGUGGUGAAGCUGCAAAAGGGAGCGCUUCCUCCUGUUGUCAGAAGCCACAACGAGUUUGAUGAAGAGGCCCUGUAUGGUGCCAUAUUGCCUCAGGUCAUCACCGCUGGAACUGUAACGCGUCGGGCUGUGGAACCAACAUGGCUGACUGCCAGUAACGCUCGGCGGGAUCGAGUGGGCAGCGAGCUGAAGGCCAUGGUGCAGGUACCUCCUGGAUAUCACCUCGUGGGAGCUGACGUUGACUCUCAAGAGUUGUGGAUUGCUGCUGUGCUUGGAGAGGCUCACUUUGCUGGCAUGCACGGUUGUACAGCGUUUGGCUGGAUGACCCUUCAGGGUAAGAAGAGUCAGGGCACUGACCUGCACAGCCGCACUGCUGACACUGUGGGCAUCAGCCGAGAGCAUGCCAAGGUGUUCAAUUAUGGCCGCAUUUAUGGUGCGGGACAGCCCUUUGCGGAGAGGCUGCUGAUGCAGUUCAACCACCGCCUCAGUCAGGCAGAAGCUUCUAGUAAGGCCAAGCAGAUGUACGCCUUAACAAAGGGCAUACGCAGAUACCAUCUGACAGAUGAAGGCGAGUGGCUUGUCAGAGAACUGGAUAUAGAGGUGGAGAGGGAGGAAAAUGGAAGCGUCUCCCUGCAGGAGUUGCGAAGGAUCACCAGACUGGUCUCGCAGAGCUCUCGGCGGAAGAGGUGGGAUAUUGUCAAGAAGCGUGUGUGGGCAGGAGGCACAGAGUCGGACAUGUUCAAUAAGCUGGAGAGCAUCGCUCAUUCAGCCAAGCCGGCUACUCCUGUUCUCGGCUGCAGAAUUAGCAGAGCGCUGGAGCCGAGGGCGGUUAAGGAUGAGUUUAUCACGAGCAGAGUGAACUGGGUGGUCCAGAGUUCUGCGGUGGACUACCUACAUCUGAUGCUGGUGGCCAUGAAGUGGCUGUGUGAGGAGCACAACAUCGAUGCCCGUUUCUGCAUCAGCAUCCACGACGAGGUUCGGUACCUUGUGUGCAGCAAAGACCGUUACAGAGCAGCGCUGGCAAUGCAGAUCACAAACCUACUCACAAGGAGUAUGUUCGCUCAUGCGUUAAGCAUGCAGGACCUUCCACAGUCUGUUGCUUUCUUCAGUUCGGUUGACAUUGACCUGUGUCUGAGGAAGGAGGUCACGAUGGACUGCGUGACCCCCUCCAACCCCACAGGUCUGGAGCGAAGAUAUGGCCUACCACCUGGUGAGGCCUUGGACAUCUAUCAAAUCGUCGACAUCACUAAAGGCUCACUGAACAAAUAAAGGAAGCACUUUGUGGAAAAAGCUGCAGUUAUACAGAACAGCUAUUCAAAAACACUACUGCUGGGAGGCCAUUCAGCAGCUGGUCAACGUCAAGAUCAGUGAGGCCUUUGCAGAUGAGUGCAUCAAACUGAGGAGUCUUCCCUCACUGUUUCCUCUUCUUCUGUUUGGGUUCUUGUGUCUCCUCUGUGUCCUGUGGCUCUGUGGUCUGACAGGAAGCAGAAACACACUUAAAUCUCCCCCCCCAGCAAAAGCCUGCUGGAAUAAAAACUGUUCAGUGCAUAACAAGUGCAUUCAAAAACAUCACGAGGUGAAACAUUUCAACAGUUUGCUAGGUCU